UCUUGUUUAAUUCGUUCAGAUAACAGAGUUAUCUAUUUUGAAAUAUGUAGAUUUUAUUUCCAAGGAUCGUAAAAAUGGCCAAGCUAACUGAUAUGGAGGACAUUGAGAUUUGUCCAAAGCCUUCCAUGGACGUUAAUGACGAAUUCGAAGAAGUAGUUGGGUUUGAUGAUGAUGUAGAAAUUAUAAGUGAAUAUUUGAAGAGAAGGACAUCAACAAAUCUAGAUGUUAUUUCGAUUGUUGGAAUGGCUGGAAUAGGGAAAACAGCUCUGGCUAGAAAGAUAUACAAUAGUAAUUCUAUUAUUAAACAUUUUGAUGUUCGAGCUUGGUGCUCCGUUUCACAAAUAUAUGAUGUGAGAAAGUUAUUGCUUGAGAUUUUAAAACAAAUUAUGUGUGAUGAGUGUGUUACUGCAGAAGAUGAUCUUUACUGUAUGUUCAGGAAGCGUCUCAUGGCAAGAAGAUUUCUCAUUGUAUUAGAUGACAUAUGGGAAUGUAAGGCGUGGGAUAACUUACAAUUAUGUGUAGGUAGUAAUUAUGGAAAGGGAAGUAGAGUAAUGGUAACAACUAGAAAUGAAAAGUUGGCUAUGCAUAUGAGGCAGCAUACUGAUCCCUAUUCGCUUCCAUUUCUAAAUGAUGAAAAAAGUUGGGAAUUAUUGCAGAAGAAAGUGUUUCAAGGAGAGAAUUGUCCUUCGGAGCUAAGCAAUGUAGGACCACUAGUUGCCAAAAAAUGCAGAGGAUUGCCUUCUCUGAUUAUCAUGAUUGCUGGAAUUCUUUCAAGCAAGAAAAAAGAAGCGGAUUUGUGGCUUAAGGUUGCAUAUGAUAUAUGUUCUCAUGCUUUCGAAACAGAGAUGAGCUUGAAGACAAGUUAUGACCAUUUAGCUAACCAUUUAAAGCCGUGCCUUAUCUACAUGGCAUUGUUUCCUAAAAGUUAUGAAAUUCCAGUGUCUGAUCUACUCGAGUGGUGGAUAGCUGAAGAGUUUGUGCAGAACAUUGAUACGUGGAGGCUAGAAGAAUUAUCAGAGAUUUGCUUGUAUGAUCUUGUUAGCAGAAACCCGGUAAUGGUUUCUAAAACAAGAUCGAAUGGUAAAAUGAAAUGUUGCAUAAUUCUUGAUCAAGUUUGUGAGUUUUGCUUGAGAAAAAUUACAGAAGAAAAGUUCAUGCAGCUCAUAGUGCCGUAUAGUUAUCCAGAGGAACAAAGGUUAUGUAUGUACAUACAUGACCGUACUAUGACAAGUGAUUUCAAGGGAAGUGAUCAUAAGGAGUUCAUUGUUCAUCCGAAAUUCAGAAUAUUGGACCGUAAGAAUCCUUUCCGUUUGCUUAAUAACUUAAGACUUGUUCGGGUUUUACAUUUAUUGGAUAUCUACUUGGACAAUUCUUUGAGUGCUAAAUUUCAGUCAUUCCCACACUUGAGGUACCUUGCAAUAUUUGCUAAAGCAUUUGAUUUGAAAUGGGUGUCACACCUACUUCAUCUACAAACUUUGCGGGUUCGUUCAUCUUAUAUAAUGAUAUCCUCUGUUAUAUGGAAAAUGUCAAAGUUGAGGCAUGUGGACAUAAACAAAUUUCCCGUUACAGUAUGGGAAGAAGAAGAUGAUAUUGUGUUAGAUCACUUGAAGACUCUUGGAAUGUGUUGUAUGUCCGUGGCUGACAUGACUCGAAAGUUUUGGGACAAGUUUCCAUAUCUUGAAGAACUCAAGCUCCACGUUAAUGAAUUUGGAGAUCAUGUUUCUGAUUACUCAAACUCUGCAUUGAUGAAUUUGGAUACUAUUCUGCCCUCGCGUCUCAAGUGUUUGUCCCUCAGUGAAAUGUUCCUAACGCAUGAAUUAGUUUCAAGUAUUGCAGAAUUGCGAUACCUUGAGACUCUUAAAUUAUCCGAGAUAUACUUUGCAGGGGAAAGGUAUUGGGAUCUCGGUGAUUACACGUUUGAAAAACUCAAGUUUUUGAAAUUACAUCGUGUUUUUAUGACCAAAUGGAGUUGCAGAGAGGAAUCAUUUCCUUGCCUUGAAUAUCUUGUAAUAAAAAGUUGUCCCAAGCUUGAAGGGAUCCCGGAGGCCUUUGUUUAUAAUAUACCAUUGGAAUUGAUAAAAGUUAUCGAUUGUAGCGAUUCUGUUGGUAAUUCAGCUUUGAAAAUUAAAAAAGAAUCAGAAGAAUAUUAUGGGUUUACCUCCCUCAAAGUUCAUAUCUUGAAGAAAGACAAACGAUGAUGUUGUGAUUCCGAGCAACAGAAUCAUCCAUCGGACUUGUGAACUUCUAGUCAGAGGAUGCAUCAGAUGAAAGGUUCUGCUUUGUGGAUUGAUUGAUUUGCAUAUCAGCAAGCUGCUAUUGUCCGCAGGAUAUCAAUGUCUAUUUCGUUUUGUGCUUUGUAAGCUAUGUUCUUAUAUGUAAUUUCACAGACGGAGCCAGAUUUUAAAGCUUAUGGAUUCUAAUUUUUUAUCA
Messenger RNA from Solanum pennellii, 2430 nucleotides. Its product is annotated as putative late blight resistance protein homolog R1A-10. Lineage: Eukaryota; Viridiplantae; Streptophyta; Magnoliopsida; Solanales; Solanaceae. The record is from RefSeq and is a predicted model, not a curated record. The coding region runs from base 75 to 2198 and encodes 707 amino acids. The transcript has 2 exons. Gene Ontology annotation, molecular function: ADP binding. Gene Ontology annotation, biological process: defense response to other organism.